AUGCUGACAAAGCGGAUAAUUCCGUGCUUGGACAUCGACAAAGGCAGAGUCGUCAAGGGCGUUAGUUUCGUGAACAUACGAGACGCCGGCGAUCCCGCGGAUCUCGCGCGCUUCUACGAUAAGCAGGGAGCCGACGAGCUGGUCUUCCUUGACAUCACCGCAAGCUCAGACGACCGCGACAUCAUUGUUGACGUGGUGAAGCAGGUGUCGGAAGAGGUGUUCAUACCUCUGACGGUGGGCGGCGGGUUGCGCAACGUAGCGGAUGUGCGCCGCAUGCUGGAAGCUGGAGCGGACAAGGCGUCGCUCAACACGGCCGCCGUCAGCGAUCCCGCCCUCGUAGCGGAGGCAUCAGCAUUCUUCGGCGCGCAGUGCAUCGUGGUGGCUAUCGACGCAAAGCGUGUCACACCCGAAGACGAGAUAGGUGAAGUCAACUUUCAGGUUGCGAAGGGUCUAACAGAAGAAGUCGCCAACGACAUCGCGCUCGAUGAGCAUUCGGGCUGGCAGGUGUAUGUGCAUGGCGGGCGCACGCCAAUGGGCAUCGACGCCGUGAAGUGGGCUGGGAAGGUAGCUGAGCUUGGAGCCGGCGAACUGCUGGUCACCAGCAUGGACACUGACGGUCAGCAGACGGGCUACGACCUCGAACUGCUACGCGCCAUAUCCGAGAGCGUCACGAUACCGCUGAUCGCAAGCGGUGGCGCGGGCGAACCGCAUCAUCUCUAUGACGCGCUCGCCGAGGGCAAAGCCGAUGCGGUGCUUGCCGCGAGUAUUUUCCACUACGGCACAUACCCGAUUCCUGUGGUCAAGGAAUAUCUGUCUGGCAGAGAUAUACCUAUUCGACCCAGUAUCGUUGCGGAUUAA
Molecule: messenger RNA, 858 nt
Organism: Geodia barretti
Lineage: Eukaryota; Metazoa; Porifera; Demospongiae; Tetractinellida; Geodiidae
Source: the annotation of a GenBank genome assembly